Molecule: messenger RNA, 798 nt
Organism: Malassezia japonica
Lineage: Eukaryota; Fungi; Basidiomycota; Malasseziomycetes; Malasseziales; Malasseziaceae
Gene: PSF1
Product: DNA replication protein psf1
Exons: 2
Coding region: 1-798 (265 amino acids)
Biological process (GO): DNA replication; DNA strand elongation involved in mitotic DNA replication
Cellular component (GO): GINS complex
Source: RefSeq, a predicted model, not a curated record
AUGCCGGCCGAGCAGGCGCUGGAGCUGGUGCAGGAGGCGAAGCUGAGUCUCGCGACCGGCGCGCUGCGGCAGUACAAUGCGGAGCAAAUGCGACUCGUGCUGCUCGAGACGCGGCAGCUGCAUACCCAGCUCGUCCCGCUUGCCGACGCGGCGCGCGCCGCGUCCGGAAGCGGCGCGGACCCUGCGCUUGCGGCGCAGCUCGUGACGCUGCAUCUCCAGGCGUACCGCAACAAGCGGUGCAUGCUCGUAUACCACAACCAGCGCCUCGAGUGGCUCAAGCGGCGCGUCUGGGACAAGGCCGGCGCCCUGGCGCUCGUCCUCGACGAGGACCAGCCGCCGAACGCGGGCGGCGAGGCGGAUGUGCUGUCCAUCCGCCCGCUGCUCGACCACACGGAGCUCGAGUGGCUGCGUGCAUACUCGGGCCUUGUGGGCCUGUACAAAGAUACCUACCUCGACGUGCUCGACGUGACGCUCCCCCUGGCGACCGGCGUCGGCCACGCGCGGCACGACGGGCACAUUCAGUCCGCGCGGCAGACGGCCGCGAGUGCGCGCAACGCGCUCGGCGGUGCGUCCUUUGCGCCGGGCGCCGCGGUGAGCGUCUAUGCAAAAAUCACGCCGCCCAACACGCUGCGUGCGCCCGACGACCUGAUGAUCACGGUGCUCGUGACGCGCGACGCACAGGACGUCGAGACGGAGCGCGGGACGAUGCAGCUGCGUGCCGGCGAGCGGCUGUACGUGCGUCGCGACGAGGUCGAGCCGCUGCUGCUCCGCGGCUGGCUCCGGCAGGUCGACACGUAG